Molecule: messenger RNA, 351 nt
Organism: Trichophyton benhamiae CBS 112371
Lineage: Eukaryota; Fungi; Ascomycota; Eurotiomycetes; Onygenales; Arthrodermataceae
Exons: 2
Coding region: 1-351 (116 amino acids)
Source: RefSeq, a predicted model, not a curated record
AUGGAAGUCGAGAGACGUCGAUGGAAGAAAGACGCAGCAGCAGCAGAGAAGACGCAGAAGCAGAACGAGAGGAAGAGAGAGGCCGAAGGAGCAGCUAGACCAUCGCUGGUGCUCGCUCUCUUGCUCGUGGGCGUCGCUGCUGGGUUUCUUUUUUCUUGUUUUCUUAUAGAUAUUCGCCUUGAGAGAAGAGCUGGCGACGGAGGAGACGACGAGGACGAGGACGAGGACGACGGUGAUGAUUAUGAUGAUAAAGACAGCCGGCAGGGCCAGCAACGUCGAGAAGAACGGAAAAAGCAAAAAAUAAGACAGAGAGAAGCAAAGAUGCGCAGGUUGCUAGAAGGUUCUUCUUAA